Lingula anatina is the source of this 879-nucleotide messenger RNA. Its product is annotated as cytochrome P450 2H2-like. Gene Ontology annotation, biological process: xenobiotic metabolic process. The record is from RefSeq and is a predicted model, not a curated record. Gene Ontology annotation, molecular function: heme binding; iron ion binding; oxidoreductase activity, acting on paired donors, with incorporation or reduction of molecular oxygen, reduced flavin or flavoprotein as one donor, and incorporation of one atom of oxygen. Lineage: Eukaryota; Metazoa; Brachiopoda; Lingulata; Lingulida; Lingulidae. Gene Ontology annotation, cellular component: intracellular membrane-bounded organelle; cytoplasm.
GACUAUAAUGACACGCCCGAGAUGCUACCAGUGUUGGAGGACUAUAUGAGACUAGGUCAAGGGGCAUUGUCCCUCACCAACUUGGGCCGCUUUCUUAUACCGGAGGAGAAAUUCGUCCUCAUGGAUAAAUUUUACAGUUUGGUAAGACAGGAAGUAGAACGACAUCGCCAGUCCUUUGAUCCAACUGACAUCCGGGACUUCAUUGACCUCUAUAUAAAGGUCACUCGAGAGGGACAAGAUCCAGAGAUUUACACAGAAUGGAACGUGUUCCGAAUCAUUGUUGAUCUAUAUAUGGCUGGAACCGACACAACAGCUAAUACUUUCAGAUGGUCCCUGGUUCAUAUGGUAAAUCACCCAGAUGUACAGAAGGGGGUACAGCAGGAAAUUGAUCAGGUCAUAGGUCAAGGUCGUGUUGCCAAGAUGGAGGACAAGGCCAGGAUGCCGUUCACUGAAGCAACCAUACUGGAGGUCUUUCGCAUGUCUACUGUUGUUCCCUUUGGUAUUGCCCAUGCAACGAGCGAGACAACAAUUCUGGACGGAUACACCAUUCCCAAGGACACCGUCGUACUGGGGCAUUUCUACCGGGUUUUUCACGAUAAGAAUAACUUCGAGGAACCUUACAAGUUCAAACCAGAAAGAUGGCUUGAUGGCGAUGGUAAAGUGAUCAAGUCGGACAAAAUGGUACCAUUUUCCAUAGGGCCCCGUGUUUGCCUGGGCAAGGGACUGGCUGAAAUGGAAUCGUUCAUUUUCUUCACCACGUUGCUUCAGAAUUUCACCUUCAAGGUACCAGAGGGAGAGAACCCGCCCAGUGAAGUCGAGGGUCUGAACACGUCCACGUUUGCGCCAUAUGACUACAGAGUGCGCGCUGUUAGACGCUAA